Plutella xylostella (diamondback moth) is the source of this 5115-nucleotide messenger RNA. RefSeq lists its product as uncharacterized. Gene Ontology annotation, biological process: regulation of transcription by RNA polymerase II. Gene Ontology annotation, molecular function: sequence-specific DNA binding; DNA-binding transcription factor activity, RNA polymerase II-specific. Gene Ontology annotation, cellular component: nucleus. Lineage: Eukaryota; Metazoa; Arthropoda; Insecta; Lepidoptera; Plutellidae. The record is from RefSeq and is a predicted model, not a curated record.
UCCGCUACGGUACGCAAAAUAUGUGUAGGUAACGAAUUUUAAGAUGCCAAUAAAAUAAUAAUAAAGGGAAGAUUAACGUUUUGUUACGCUCAAAAUCAGUAAUAAUGUCUUCAAGUGAUAAAAAGAGAUCAAGAAAAUCUAAGUUGGUGCCCCGAACUUUUGUGGAAGUGGAGAAUGACGGAAUCGAGGUUGUGCAGGCCCAGAAGACGGCAGCAGCAGUGGCCUUUGAAGUGGAUGUGAAGGUGGAGUCCGGAGAUGAUGAUGACGAUGACUGGUGCAAAAAGCUUGAGGAGGAGGCGACGGCGGGCCGCGCGGGCGACGACGCCCCUCCCCCGGAAACACCUGUCAGUGCCGAGGACACACAUCCUCUCGACCACUUCAGGGAGAACCACCCCAACGUCUCCACCUCGCUGGUGCAGUUCUGGUGCAUCAAGCUAGAGAGACUCAUCGCUGACUGCCACGUCGCCAUCCACACCUUCCAAGUCUGCAAGAAGAGAAACGAAGUCCUCUACUACUGUGACACAUGCUCAAGAUACUUCGACGUGCAGCUUAGUUUCAAACAACACUUCUUUAAGCACAAAAAGGUUUCCACCUACCGAGUGAUACCGCAGGUCACCACGCGCCAGCUCGUGCUCACGGCCGUCGAGGAGAACAAAGAUGAAGAUGAAGACGACAUCAAACGAAGAAUGUAUCUCGAUUUCAUAACGACCGCCGUGGGCGCUGUUGGUAAAAAUGAAUGUUGGACGUAUCAACCACUCAAGAUCCAUUAUUACAAAUGCUAUGUUUGUUCCAAAAGCUUCGAGCAUCUGCGGCCAUUCAUCGAGCAUUUGCUGGCUUAUUAUGGACAUGAAAAUACAGUUUUCGCAGUUGAAAGAAUCCUCCAAAGCAACCUGUUCUAUGUGAAGGCGAAACUACCGCACCAAAAAGAAACACAAGAGAACUUCCCUCUCUACUCCGCCAACUUUGCACGGCUAAUGAAGUGCCUUAUGUGCAGAGAAGGAUUCGAAAGCCAAGCCGCAUUGGAUAAGCAUCAGAAUCCUAUUAAAGUGGACCCGCUGCAGGUCGGGCCAGUGGUGAACGGGGACUGCGUUUACGAAGCCCUAGCGAUCCGGAGGACAACCGAAGCUAGAUUUACAUGCGGUUGUGGACAGUUACUGAUGGAGAGCCUUAUAGAGGAGCACAGAGCGGUGUGUAAUCUGGGGGCGUCGUUGCCGCUAGUGUGCUGCGUGUGCAAGUACACAACGAAGAAGCCGGGGGAGCUGCGGCUGCACCAGAUGGAGCGGCAUACUGUACGCUCGGACGAGUUCCUGCUGCAGCGGCUGACGCAGUGCGGCUGCCUGGCGCGCUACUGCGGCAAGCGCGCCAGCCACCACUGCCCGCUGCGCAAAGACUGCGUGGCCUGCAAGGACUGCGAGCUCACGUUCCAGAACGAGCUGUUUCUGAGAGUGCACAGAAUGGCGACCCAGUUCGGGCAACGCUGCGAGCUAUGCGGCGUGUUCCUGCCGCGCUCGUGCAUGCUCGCGGAACACCGGGCGCUGCGGCACGACGGCGGCGCGCUGCCCGCGUACAGCUGCCCGCGCUGCCGCCACACAUACCUCGACCGCGAGGUGCUGUUCGAGCAUAUAAACCAGGCGCACAAGAGUAUGAAGCCGAGGUAUUAUAAGAGUCUUGUCCCAUGGAAGAGAGUUGUGAUUAAAGAUUUAAAUAGCCCUGUGGAGAUACUGAGCGAUAGUGAAUACCCGGCUCCGUGGAGCUUCAUCCCAAGUCUGUUCCCCGAAGCCAUGACGUCGCUCGUAGCGGACGAUGAUGACGCUGACAGCAACACACGUGUACGAGGCAUCACCGAACUAGUCAGGAAGCUGAACAAAAUUAAAAAGGAAAACUCUGUUCCCACCGAUAAUGUUGACAAAGACAGAAAUGAUGUCUGGAAAUCUAUGCUUAAACUGAAAGCUAAAAAUACAGAAGUGCCGAAAGUUACGAUCCACAUACCAGGCAUAUCUGAAUUAGUGAAGAAGUUGAAGAAAAGAAAACAUGAAUUAAUAUCUGAAGCCACGGAUGGUCAAGACAGAGCUAAAACUAAUACACCUGACAAAGACAUUGAUGACAGUGUUAAUGAAGAGAGCAGUAUUGUAAUUGCUAAACCAGAAACAGACCACGAUUAUUUUAAAGUCCAGAUCAAGGAGGAAAAUAUUGAAACAGAUAGUGCAAAUGUUGAUGCAUUUAAAAAUAGAGAUGAAAAAGUACCUAUGGAAGUAAUUGAAAAUAUCGUUUCAAAAGAUAGUGAGACGGAAGAAAAAAGCACAAGUCAAGUUGAGACUGAAAAAAUCACUGUGAAACAGGAAAGCGAUGAAAGUGCUGUACCUUUUGAAUUAGCUAAGGUAAAAACAGAACUAAUUGAAAUGGAAAUAGACGAACAAAUGCCUUCAGAAGAAUUUUUAGUAAAUUUAAAAUCCGAAGUAGAACAAGACACAGGAUUAUCCAACGUAUUCCAGCCAUCCGAAAAAUUUAGAUACACCAAGACUACCAAACCCCAAGAACCCGAAACCAUAAGAAUCAAAGCCGAACCCGUAGACCUAGAAGAAGAGAGGAUAAUCUUACAAGAACUCGAGUACGACGACACCGCCGAGUCUAUAGACGACUUCAUACAGAACAACUCCGAGAUCACAACGAUGGAGAUCAAGCCCGAGAUCUACUACGAGAGCGACGACAGCCCCACGAAGUCGCAGCCGAAGCGAUACCCGCGCGUGCCGGUCGAGCCGCUGGUGCUGACCUGCUCCAAGUGCGGGGCCACCUUCAUGGAGCUCAAGCUGUAUCUCAACCACACGGCCGUCCACGGGAACCCCAAGCUGUCCUGCCCGGACUGCCACCAGCCCAUGGACACUAUGAGCAAACUGCGCAUGCAUGUCCUAGUCCAUGUCAGGAGGAACUACGUCCCCGUCUACACAAUACACCACGAGGACGACUCGGACUCCAAACUGACGUUCAGUUGCAACAAGUGUGGCGGCGUCGUGGAUAAGGAAUACUUCUGGUCGCACUGGGAGACUCAUCUGGUCUUUGGAGAGGUUAAAAAGCCAGUUAAAGCCGCUACAGCGGAGCCAGAAGAAAAUGAAGAAGAGGAGGAGGAUGAUGGCUUGAAAGCGUACCCGGGGGACCAUCAACCGGGGGUCGACCUUCUACCGGAUGUGAUGACUCUACUCAUUAAUUUGCUCCAGUCGAUUACGGGAACUAUGAAUGAAAAGUUCUGCAUAGUCUGUGAGAAGUUUUUCAUGAGAAAUUACGAUCUCAAAAGGCAUAUUAUAGAGCACAUGUUGAAGGAUGCGAGGGCGAAUUGGCCGAAAAACGGAAAGGCUCUCGCGUGUCAAAUAUGCAAUGCUAAAUAUAAGAAGUCUCACCUGUACAAGUUGCACAUGCGGGGCCACGGCAAGCUGCCGAUAUACAAGUGUGAAAUGUGCACGAAAAGUUUUGGCGAUUCGAGCAAUUUCGCCAAACAUAAGAAGAUACAUGGGCUGCAGACGAUGCACUGUGACAUGUGCAGUCGCAAGUACAGGAGCAAGGAAAUGCUCAUCAAACACAUCGAGCGGCACGCGCGCCAAGCCCCGCAGAAGUGCAAACUCUGCGAUAGAUCGUUCUCGUUCGCCAACGAACUCAAGAAACACAUGAAAUUGAAACACGUGACGGGCUCCAAGAGCUAUGCGUGCGGGAUCUGCGGCGAACGAUACCCGAGCAUCAAGGAGAAGUGGGACCACGAGUUCGCGGUGCACGGCGAGACCAAGCGCCAGUUCAACUGCGAGUAUUGCCCAGAAAAGUUCCGACUACAAAGACUAUACAAACAACAUCUCAACCAAGCACACAAAAAGGCGUUGGUGAUACCGGCAAAAACGAACAACAGGUCGCUGUUGCGUCGCAAUGCAGUCAUACAAAAUGUUGCUAUGCCUCCUGGGCCGCUAUUUUAUAUCAAGUGUCCGUUUUGUGAGGAGAUUUUCAAGCAGAAAGCGGAGUAUUAUAUUCAUGUGACGCGUGUUCACGAGGCGCAGCCCACGGAGGUAAAACAGACGGGUGGCGUGGAGGCGCAAGUGGACUCGGAUGAUGAUAGAUUGAGUAUUGAUAUGGAUAAAGUGAAACAGGAGGCGUCGAGUGAAUCUGAAAAUGAAGAGUUACGUAGGGCUGUCAGGCUAAUAAUGUGAAUGAAUUGAAUGCACUAACUUGCGGGUUAGGUAGAGCAACUUUUCACCAGUGCUACGUUACUGCCCGCCAAUGUAAUAGGGACAAGGCCUAUUGCCAUUGAUAAGUGUAAUAGUUUUUAUAUUUAUGUUACCUUGAAUAAUUCUGUAAAUCACUAAUUUAGCAAUGAUAUUUUGCUUGCAAUAAAUCAUAAUAAGUUGUAAAUCAUGUGUUUUCCAAUGUGUUAAUGAAUUAAAGGUAUGCUGCGCCAGAGUGCCUCUCAAAAUGAGAAAAUUAAAUGAUGUAUUCUUAAAAAGAAUUAAGCUUCUAUAUGUUUGCUGUAUGUACAAGAUCAAGUACUAACUGUGAUAGAGUGAAACUAACUUUGAGCCAAUCACAAUGUCAUCUGUGUGAAUUUAUUAGGUACUUGGAUGAUGACUUGAUGUUACUUUUACAUAGGUUAGGUUAGGUUAUGUUAAGGCUGAAUAUUUUUUAUGAUUUGAUUGAUAUUGAAAAAAUGGCUUGCUGCCCCAUUUAUCUUUUUGAUAGUGGUGGGAGGUAUGUAGCUACGUGUACGCUUACAGACAACAUUAUGCUGCUAUCUAACUUGGCUAUUCGUAUUUUCCAAAACUUAUUGCCGUAUUUGCAUAUAAGUUAACUAUUUGGUAAACAUAGCAAAUGGAAGUUUUGGCAAAUACGCAAAUGCGAAUAGUGAAGUAGCAGCAUUAAAGUGUAUUCUAAUCAAGGCAUUACCUUUCCUACUGAGCUUUAUUCCCUAUCUGAAAAUAUUAUGGAAGAACUAAAUUUUGAUAAAAUCCGAAAUGUACCUGUAACCCUGAUUUAUAAAUGAUAAAUAACAUGUUAGUUUUUAAGAUCAAUUAAUUUUACUUUAACUACUUUUAUGUAUUGUAAUGAACGUUUGAUUAUUUUAAUAUACUUUUUGAAGUAUGAAAA